CGAUUAUUUAUUGCUAUCGGGGAACCUCUGAUUCCAUUGUUACAAUUCGCUUCUUGUCGUUGUCUUCUCGUUGUUAGUAUGUUAUUGCUGUGCUGUUGAGUGACAUCGGUUGAUUGUCUAUCGGAGAAUUAGCCUUUCAUUUUGCUUAUCUGGGCUGCAGCAAAGCUUCAUUUCUUGCAGGAGAUACCCACUAAGGACUUGGUGCAUUUUCUUUUCUUCUCUUUUUCUCCCCCCUCUCACUUUUUUCUCAAUUUCUAAGCAUCGAAUACGAUUUUAACUAUGGAACAACAACUAGACAGACUUCUCGAGAAAUCCUGGGCAAAACUACGCACCACCCCUGAUACAUCCCGGUUAAUGAUCGCAGUCAGCGGUAUUCCAGGCUCAGGUAAAACCGGCCUCGCCAGCAUGUUGGCCAACCGCAUCAACCAACUCUACUCCGCCGAAAACCCAGGGUCACCACUUAUCGCCACAGCCAUUCCAAUGGACGGGUAUCACUUGACACGAGCACAACUGGCGCAGAUGCCAGAUCCCGCAUUCGCCACAGCUCGACGGGGUGCCGCUUUCACAUUUGACGGGGAGAAAUUUUUGAGGCUGGUCCAAGCUCUCCGGCAACCGCUGACCGCGGCGAGUCAGAACUUAUAUGCGCCGAGUUUCGAUCAUGCUGUGAAGGAUCCGGUGGAGAAUGAUAUCGUGAUUCCGCCUACGAGUAGGGCGAUUUUCUUUGAGGGGAAUUAUCUCAGUUUGGAUAAGGAGCCGUGGAAUGAGGCUGCGAAGCUCAUGGAUGAACUAUGGUUUGUGGAUGUGGACUUUGAGACGGCGAGGAAGCGUUUGAUUCGGAGACAUGUGCAGGCGGGUAUAGCGAAGGACGAGGCCGAUGCUGAUAGGCGGGCGAGAGAGAAUGAUCUGGUCAACGGUAAAGAGAUUGUGGAUUGUCGGAUGCAAGUGCAGGAAAUCAUUGCCAGCCAUUAUGAUCCCAGGUGGGACACGUGAGAGAUCUACUACCCCCGGUGCAUUGGAAUUGAGUUUCGUCUAGGCAAGUUCCAGGUCCUCCUUUACCAAGAUCUUGUGUACGCUAUGUAUAUAUUUAGUUGCAGACCAAUACGACUAUGUAUUUUCUACUUGUAGAGAAUAAGUCUAAUUUAGCUACGGCUAAUAAUAGAAGACAAUACGGAGGUCGGAGAAUAUCGCCACACAUGAAAAACACUGUACAGAGUGCCAGGGGUAGAACUUCUGAGACUGGGUCAUUUCCCUUACUCUGCAUUGUACUCUUAUGCCCUGGUCCUUCAUAUUUUACCUGUGUGUAAUAAUAUGUUGCACCGAUAAUUUGUACCGAAAAGGGCGUGUUAUUGCGGGAAAUUGGAUGCCCGGAAGCGGAAAAA
Messenger RNA from Aspergillus ruber CBS 135680, 1379 nucleotides. Its product is annotated as kinase-related protein. The record is from RefSeq and is a predicted model, not a curated record. Gene Ontology annotation, cellular component: cytoplasm. The transcript has 2 exons. Bases 280 to 990 code for a protein of 236 amino acids. Lineage: Eukaryota; Fungi; Ascomycota; Eurotiomycetes; Eurotiales; Aspergillaceae.